Messenger RNA from Nomia melanderi (Alkali bee), 753 nucleotides. The record is from RefSeq and is a predicted model, not a curated record. Lineage: Eukaryota; Metazoa; Arthropoda; Insecta; Hymenoptera; Halictidae.
GGUGUUAUGAGUCAUUAAACUACGUAUAGACUCAGAUUUUAUUAAGCGUGUCAUAUCUUGAAUAUAUCUUUACGAUUUAAUAAAUAGACGCUGUGUAACAUUAAUCUUAAAAUUUGUAAUAAAUAAAUAAUUUCUUUUGAAAGAUACUUGGAUUUAUAUAGUUUCAAUAAUGACAUCAGCAAUAGAAUCCAUGGUAGUAGAUGAGAAACAGUUACCGGAAAAACCUAUUGAUAGAGAAAAGACAUGUCCACUUUUACUUCGAGUAUUUUGUAACACUGGAAGACAUCACAACAUAAUGGAAUAUAGUAGAGGAAAUGUUCCCUCAAACGAACUACAAAUAUAUACAUGGAUGGAUGCAACAUUAAGAGAAAUAACCGGAUUAGUUAAAGAAGUAAAUCCAGAUGCUCGAAGUAAAGGUGUGACAUGCUCAGGACAAAAAGGUGCAGAUGAUAAUAAAACACUUGCACAAGCAAGGUUUACAAUUGGUGAUUACUUAGAUAUAUCUAUCACACCUCCAAAUCGACAACCAGCAAUUAGACGUGGUGCACUACGUCAAUACUAAUAUAAGUGACAAAAAUAUUAUUCUUUGUAUAAAAACAUUAUAAGUGUUCAUAUAAAUAACAAAUGGAUUAAUUCUGAGUUAAAGAAAUACAAUAUUUAUACAUGUGAAAAUAAAAGAAAAUUAUAUAGAAAUGGCAAAAAUAAAUUUUUAUAUGAAAAAUCUAUUUAAAUACAUGUACACUUUUAUUGACU